UUGCCUUGUGGGCCGCUCGCGAGUCCAACUAUGAGUUUUGCGUCGGACUACAUUUUAUCGUCUACGUCGUCUACGUCGUCGUCGUCUUCGUCGUCGUCGUCGUCGUCGUUGUUGCCCUCGUCCUGGUUAUUGUGCUGUUACAACUGUGAGUGUCGUGUCAAUAAAAUCAUCACCAGCUCGAUUUCGUGCUCAGCUGCUGCUGCAUCGUCAUCAUCUGCAUUAUUCUCUUCUUCUGCUUUGUCGUGUUACCCAGUCUUCACCCAGAUGAGAUGCGAACAAGCAACUUCAACGAGGAGGCCCAGUCUUGUCGUGGAGUAGCAGCAGCUACACGUUCACAUCAUCGUGAGUGUCGUAGUUGAACAACAACGAGGAGAUUGAUCACGAGCUGACCCUAACACACAUCGUGCUGAUAAUAAAAAAAAAAAAAAAAAAGAAAAGUUUCGCGAGAAGCCCCAGCAAAGAGACUUCUUUUUCUUCGUUUUAUUUGUCGGGGUCCAGAGCCGAAGAGCUCUCCUUUUUCUCUCGUGUGUGACAUUGUGUGUUUGCCCGCGUGCAUGUGUGCUGUAACAGCAGAUAGGAAGAUAGAGACACGCUUUUGCGGCUAAUAACUCAACUUUCUGCCAAAAUUCGUUAUCGUCCACGAGAAAAAGCAGCUGUAGUGCAAGUACAGAAGGUCGCCCAGCAAAGUAAAUAAAGAGAGAGAAGGAGAGAGGUAGAGCAGCUGGGGGUGUGAAAGAGACUCGGAGGAGUAGGAAAGCGUUGUCGUGCUCGAGGAAAACUUGAACAAGAAGCAGAAGUUGCCAAGGAAUUAAAGCAGCAUUUCCAAUGUGAUUUGAGAUGAAACGGGUUCGCGGGGUGGAAGACAUAUCUCCGCCAGUAACUGCAGCAGCACCGUUGAGGAACUCCAACAGCGCUGGAGGUGCUGUUGUGGGUGGAAGUGCCGGGGGCGGUGGUGGCGGGGCCGGCCCAUCAGCUUGCGGAGGAAGCAGUGCCGGUAGCAUCAGCGGUGUUGCAGGUGGCGGCAGCUCGUCGUCGUUGUCCAUCGAGUAUCGUUCGAGCACCAGCCCCAACAUAGGGGUCGUAACUGGUGGUCAGCAGCCCGUCAGGACAGUUCCUCCUCCUGUUCCUGCCUCCCAAGAGAUGCCGAGUAGCAUUCAGUUCACCCAAACUCAGCAACAGUACCCUGGUACAAUCGUGGUUCCAAGCGUGGCUCCGUCUCCAGUUAAAUCAAGCGGUCCCAUUGGAAGCAUAUCUAGCUCAUCAUGUGCAACAAGCAGUAUAGCUUCCAACGUGACGCUGCACAGUGCGAGUAUUGGUGGUGCCGGGAAUCACAGUACUGGUAUUGGUGGAUCAGGAGGAAACCACAGUGCUGUGCUCCAAACCUCUGUGCCCAGUUCCCAGGCACAAACCCAUGUCCAAACUUCUACCAUAAGACACAGGACGACGGUACAAGCACCUACACCUCCUGUCGGCAAUUUGAGUAACAGUGGACCUGGAGUUGGACCUGUCAGUGGUGUUGUUGGUGGUGGUGCAAGUGGUACAGUUGUAGGGAUGGUGAGUGGAAGUCAAAGCGCAAGUGGGGUAACAAGUAGCGCUACAAAUUCACAAUUCCAGAGGUUAAAGGUCGAAGAUGCUUUGUCAUACCUUGAUCAAGUCAAGUACAAAUUCAACGACCAGCCCCAAGUUUACAAUGAUUUCCUCGAUAUUAUGAAAGAAUUCAAGUCCCAGAGUAUAGAUACACCAGGAGUGAUAUCUAGGGUCAGUCAUUUAUUUAAAGGCCAUCCGGAACUUAUUGUUGGAUUUAACACGUUUUUACCUCCGGGAUACAAAAUUGAAGUACAAGCAAAUGAACAGGGCUACGCCCUUCAAGUUAGCGUUAGUGUACCUAGCCCAACUGCGACGCAUACAACAACUCUUUCUCAGCAUCACUGUACAGUCAAUGUUGGCUCUCCACCUGUACCUAAUGCACCUACGCAAUCUGCCAAGCCGCAACCUACUUUACAAAUUAUGCAAGGCUCGGGAAGUAUACAUCACCCAAUAACAAAUAAUAUCGUAAAUAAUCAUUUGACUGUUCACGGACCGGCGUCGCCACCUAUUCCUUACAAUAAUUCCCACAUUACUCAAGCUCAAGCUCAGGCAGUAAGUCAAGCUUUGAGUCAGGCACAAGAUGGGAUCCCUACUACGGGCCAGACGCAACAAAAUCAACCUGUUGAAUUCAAUCACGCAAUCAACUAUGUCAAUAAAAUUAAAAACCGAUUCCAAGAUCAACCAGAUAAGUACAAACGUUUCCUGGAAAUAUUACAUACUUACCAGAAAGAACAGCGGACUCUAAAAGAAUCUGGUCACAUGGGUGGCAGUGGAAGUGGCGGCAGUAUCCUUAGUAGUGGGAAACACCUCACUGAAGCCGAAGUUUACAGUCAAGUAGCAAAAUUAUUUGAAAACCAAGUUGAUCUCCUCCAGGAAUUUGGACAAUUUCUACCUGAUGCCACUAAUCAGCAGAAUGCCCUGAUUAUUUCUAACUUCGAUGGGCUCCAGUCUGCUGUGUUUCAGACCAACAAAGUGGGUCCGGUAAACGAUCACGCGACAAUCGUGAAAAAACCGUUAGGUAUAAAGACAACGUUUAACAAUGCAAGUGUCGUACCACGUGAUUCGCUUCGUGAUGUACAAGGUCUGGGUGGCCUGGAGCGCGAUGUCCGGGAUCAUCGUGAGCGCGAACGAGAACGUGAACGUGGUCCUACCGGAAUCCGAAGUGAGCUCGCUGCUGCCGCUGCUCAAAAGUUCGCGCAUAACGCGGGUCCACUGAAGAGAAGUCCGUCCUUUACCACGUCUAUGUCCACAAGCAACUCUCAUCCGCUACAUGGACCGCACGGACCACCACCGCCAAAGAAGCACAAAGUGACCACUGUGAAAGAUCUAUCCGUUGCAGACGUGGGCAAACAUGGAACGCUUAAUGACUAUGCUUUCUUCGACAAGGUACGCAAAGCAUUGAAGUCAUCCGAAGUAUAUGACAACUUCUUGCGUUGUUUGGUUCUCUUCAAUCAAGAAAUUAUCUCCAAGACUGAGCUGGUGCAACUCACGACACCGUUUCUUGGUCGUUUCCCAGAACUAUUUAGGUGGUUUAAAGAAUUUCUUGGUCACAUGCAGGAGUCGUCGAUAUCGCCGUCAACGACAGAUACUAAUCAAAACAAUGCUGGGCCUGUAGCAAGUAGUAUCAGUAUCGAAGCAUUACCCAAUAAUGUAGUUAGGAGUCAUCAAGAGAGGCCGCAAGGUGAUCUCGCGAUGGAGAUCGACUACACAACUUGCAAACGUCUCGGCGCCUCGUACUGCGCGUUACCGAAGACUUACACUCAACCAAAGUGCUCAGGAAGAACUCCGCUCUGUAGAGAAGUUCUCAAUGACACCUGGGUCUCGUUCCCAACUUGGUCUGAAGAUAGUACCUUUGUAACGUCUAGAAAAACACAAUUCGAAGAAAUUAUUUAUCGCUGUGAAGAUGAACGUUUUGAACUGGAUGGUGUAAUAGAAACGAACGCCGCGACGAUUAGGGUGCUCGAAGGUGUACAUAAAAAAUUGAACAGGAUGUCUUCAGAAGAGUUACAAAAGUUUAAGCUUGAUGACUGUUUGGGUGGAAAUUCUCCUACUAUACAUCAACGAGCAUUAAGGAGGAUAUAUGGCGACAAAGCGGCUGAUAUAAUCGAAGGUCUGAAGAAAAACCCCGCUGUUGCGGUGUCCAUCGUUCUGCGGAGGCUAAAGUGCAAGGAAGAAGAGUGGCGGGAAGCACAAAAGGGUUUUAACAAGGUCUGGAGAGAACAAAACGAAAAGUAUUAUCUCAAGUCACUGGACCAUCAGGGUAUUAAUUUCAAACAGAGUGACGUUAAAGCCCUGCGGUCAAGGAGUAUACUUAAUGAAAUCAAGGUGCUUUACGAUGAGAGACGCGAACAGUCUGAUGAAAAUGGCGAUAAUCAAAAUAGUGGUCCACAUUUGAUUCUACCAUACAAAGAUAAAUCUGUCUUGGAUGAUGCUGCCAAUCUUCUGAUACAUCACGUUAAACGCCAAACAGCCAUUCACAAGGAAGAUAAGCAAAGGAUAAAAACCUUGCUGAAACACUUUAUUCCCGAUUUGUUCUUCCAUCCACGACAAGAGCUCAGUGAUGAUGAACAAGACGAAGAUAGUGAAAACGUAAAUCCAGCGCUGUGCAGUAACGCUCAAUCCACAACGACAACGUCGAUAAGUGGUUUACAAGGCAACAGAAGUAAAGUUACAGGAUCGCCUACAUCGUCUUCCGUGACGAUAAAGUCUGAUCCAGAUGUUAAACCACCACCACACGCCUUGUCGACUGACCCCGAAGAGGCUUAUUCGUUGUUGAUGGGAAGCUAUUAUUGGUAUCUCUUUUUAAGGCUGCAUCAGAUUCUCUGUGAGAGACUGACCAAGAUGUAUGAAAGAGCGACAGUGCUCGCGGAAGAAGAAUCUCAGUAUAAACAGCAACGGAUAGAAAGCACAGCUGCAGCUCUAAGGUUGAAACCUAAAUGUGACAUAGAAGUAGAAGAAUACUAUUCAGCUUUCCUAGACAUGGUCAAAAACGUAUUGGAUGGCAAUAUGGAGAGUAAUGUUUAUGAGGAUACCCUACGAGAAAUGUUUGGAAUUCAUGCAUACAUUUCUUUUACACUGGACAAAGUUGUAACCUGCGCUGUGAGACAGCUCCAACAUUUAGUGUCAGACAGCGUGUGUCUGCAAUGCAUGGAGAUGUUUCAGCGAGAACAGAAGCAACCAAAAGAAAGUUGCGGGGCUGGUGGCUUGUGUUCAACGGCGUACUUGAGGGCUGCUUACGAGGCAGCGUAUCUAAGAAAAGCCGAAAAACUAAUGGCCGAGGAAAAUUGUUUCAAGAUAUAUAUAUACAAGAAAGAUUGUAAGAUGACGAUAGAGCUGUUGAACUCUGAAAGCGAGGAGACCGCUGAGGGUAAUUGUAGGGAUCGCGACAGGGAUUCAGUGACGACGACAGAAAAGUGGUCGUCCUAUGUCGAGAGAUACUCGUCAUCUGUGCCAGAUCAGCAAAGCCCCAAAGACAUCCCGACCUCAUCCGACAAUGAGCCACCAGCCAAUCAUCCUGUGAGUAGUGACCAGGUGGCAAGGGGGGGCAGGGGCAGAAAGCGCAAGAACACUGACAUUAACAAGAAGAUCGAUGGAAAUGGAUGGGGCUCGAUGGAAAAAGCUCUAGCGGGUCGCAAACGGCUUUAUCUUUACCGCAAUUCCAGGCAUUAUAAAAAACUUGCCGCGCUUAAAAGCUCAAAGGAAUCAGCUGGAGCUGCGAAUUCUGAAAAAAUGACUGAUACGGAUGGUAAAAAGUCAUAUGGAGUCAAAUCAACGGAUGAAUCCGACUUGGUUUUGUCCGAUGAGACUCAAUGUGUUUUUAAUAAUUAUCAAAUUACUUUUAUCGUGGAAAAGAACGCAUACUUGUACAAAAAAGGCUGUUUUACUCAAGCAAAGCAGAGCCAUCGGAAAGUGACAAAGGACAAGUGCUCCAAAUUUCAGGAAUGGCAUUUCAAGUGGGCAAGCAAGAACAUAGUGGACUCGCAACAUAGGCUCUGUCAGGACUGGCUGAUGGGCCGCUACGAGAAUCUCGUGCCUCACCGGACGCGGGUCAUUACGGAUAACGAUCAAGCGCGCACGCCGUAUCGUCAGUACAACCGCUACAGCAUUGAUCGGCUGCAGUCCGAACAGUCAGCGGAACAGGCGAGGCCAGCCGACUGAAUGGAAUAUCCCUACUUGUGUCUCACUUGAUCGAUCUUUUCCCCUACAGAGGCUGUAAGUUUUUGUAUAUAACGUGCAUGUACAGAAAUGAAAGAUAUUGGGUGGAUUACAGAACGAUUUUUGUGGACAAAAAUAUGGGGUCUACGUGAUUCAAUGAAACAGAAUCCCGUCCGCGAGUGAGCGCGCAAAGUUUUUGUGUACAAAAGUGUACGGGGUCCUGGGGCUCUUAUGUACUCGUUACGUGUUAGUGUAUGCGAAGUCUAUUGUAAUUAUAAGACGAUUAAUUUUAUACUUGUAAAUAAUAUGCAGCAAAGUUGAAAGUAUCUAACUACGCGAAGGUCACUGAUAACGUGUAAUAUAUAAUACUUUUUUUUUUUUUUUUUUUUCUCCGAGAAAAUAAAAAAAGUGAGAGAGAAAGAGUAAGAUUUAUAUUUCGUGUUGUGAUUAAAUUUCACUUAAUAAUUAAAUUAAGGUACGAAGAAAAUGUACUUUAAGUUAAUCGAAAGAAAAUAUAUUAAAUGAAAAUUAUCUGCACUUGGCGUCUCUUAUCACCCGAUGAGAUGUGCUUGAUCUUCCUUUAUUCUACUUAAUGCAUUAUCUUUUUUCCUUUAUUAAGUGAAAUGCUUUUACACAGUGAAAGUAAGACGUGAUUUUGUUUAGUGGGCAAGUGUAAAAAUAAUUUGUUUCCCUGUUUGUAUUGCUAUAUAGUCGUUUUAAGUAUAUAAAUAAAUCAGCAUCACUUUGUUUAUAUUAUGCAGUAUACUAGUAGCACUUCGUUAUGCUGACUUGUUAAUGUACAUUGUUUAUUAAAAAAAAUUUUAUACAAAGAUUCUUUUACUUUUUUGCAAAGCAUCGUACUAAAUCUGUACUUUACUUACGUUUUAUAUGUAUAAAAAAAUAAUGCAUAUACUUAUUUUCUGUGUUACGUUAAGAAAGUGUAAAAAGAUCGGAAAGUGAAAGGCCUUAAUUUUUAUCUAAAGAUUUAGGCUAAAAACUUUGUUGUAAUAUAAGACAAAUGUGUUGUAAUAAAAUAAUCGUACAUAAACGUGGCACUAAGAAUUAAGGAAAAACUUGAUUGCACAGGACUGAAAAUAUAAGGCAGCAAAAUCAUCUAAGCCGUCUAGUUAUUCAAUUCUAUGUAUUUAAGUAAGCAUAGCAUAAACAUCAAUAAAUAUAAUUCCAUAAUGGUGUA
This is a messenger RNA of Copidosoma floridanum, 6937 nucleotides long. RefSeq names its product SIN3 transcription regulator family member A (gene Sin3A). Gene Ontology annotation, biological process: negative regulation of transcription by RNA polymerase II. Lineage: Eukaryota; Metazoa; Arthropoda; Insecta; Hymenoptera; Encyrtidae. The record is from RefSeq and is a predicted model, not a curated record. Gene Ontology annotation, molecular function: transcription corepressor activity. Gene Ontology annotation, cellular component: Sin3-type complex; chromatin.